AGGUGAUCACCGUUAAUCUCCAUGAGACGUUUAAAGUGGAUGAUGACUUUGAGGUGAAGCCUUACUAUGCAGGGCAUGUCCUUGGGGCGGCUAUGUUCUAUGUGAAGGCAGGGGGGCAGUCGGUGGUGUACACUGGGGACUAUAACAUGACACCUGACAGACAUUUGGGGGCGGCCUGGAUUGACCGAUGCCGUCCUGAUCUGCUCAUAUCUGAGUCGACAUAUGCAACGACUGUCAGAGAUUCUAAACGUGCACGUGAACGGGACUUCUUGAAAAAAGUCUUUGAUGCUGUGUCGAAUGGUGGCAAAGUGCUUAUCCCUGUCUUUGCGUUGGGCCGUGCGCAAGAGCUUUGUAUUCUACUCG
Sphaeroforma arctica JP610 is the source of this 363-nucleotide messenger RNA. RefSeq lists its product as hypothetical. The transcript is spliced from 3 exons. Gene Ontology annotation, biological process: snRNA processing. Gene Ontology annotation, cellular component: nucleus. The record is from RefSeq and is a predicted model, not a curated record. The annotation marks the transcript as partial. NCBI's taxonomy places the organism in Eukaryota, Ichthyosporea, Ichthyophonida.